ACAGUUUAUAUAACUCAGUAGAACUGAUUCACUAUCAGAUUCGUAUUCAUUAUACAUAGUAUAUAAUCACAAAUGAGAGGAAAUCUGGGCAGAUCCGGUAUGGACCGUGGAGGUGUAGAUAGAGGUUAUGCUUCCCGUCCACAGUAUGGUAGAAGGGAUGUCGCCGAUAAUAGGGGUGGUCGUGGCUACCAAAAUUCCCCCGGAAGGUACGCUGGUAACCGUGAGUACGAGGGAUAUGGAGGUUCCAGGGAAUACCGCGAUAAUUACGGAGGGAGAGAUUACCGAAAUUCCCCAGGUAGAUAUGCUAACAAUAGGGAAUACCGUGAUAAUUACGGGGGGAGAGAUUAUCGCGAUUAUGGUGGGAACAGGGAGUACCGUGAUGGGUAUUAUGAUAAUGGACCUGAUCGCCGGUACCCCGUUAGGGAUAGAGCUGCUCCGUAUGAUCGCAGCAGAGUUCCUCAAAAUCGCGACUACAACCGUAGGUAUGAUAGCUACCAGGAAUCUAGGGGGGGUGCUGAUCUAGGACGCUAUGAUUCUGACUAUAAGGGAUAUGGUCGACCUGGACCAAGUGCUCCUUCUGGUGCUGGUCCUAUACGCAGACCUUAUAAUACUCUAGAACGUUCCCGCACCAAAAUUUUUAUUGGAAACCUUACUGGCGAAGUGAGUCAGGAGGAGCUCACAACCAAAUUUUCCACGUUUGGUCACAUCAACAAGGUUGAUUUCCGCCGCAAGUUUGCAUUUGUAGACUAUGCACGUCCUAGAGAUGCUGAAAUCGCUAUAAAGGAGAUGAAUGGGAAAACAUACUGGGGAUCCAGGCUUAAGGUACAACCACACAUUGAACAACCAAAGAAGAACACUAUGACCAGGGAACCAAACCCUGCUUGUCAAGCUACAGUUCUUAAUCUAGAUCAAACUGUGAGUUGGCAGGAUUUGAAAGAUUUCGCGAGACAGGCCGGUGAUGUCGUAUACGCCAGCAUUGUCACAAAGGGCCAAAGGAGGUUUGGAUUGAUUGAAUUUGCAGAUGAGGCUACUGUCAUUAAUGCAUGCAAAGAACUUUCUGGCAAAAAGAUUGCAAAUAAUAAGUUGGAGAUUGUCCACAUGCCUGUCUCUGAAUAUGUAAAGUCCGUAGACGAUGGUUCAAAGUUUGAUCUAGAUACUUUUGAGGCAGAAGAAGGUGGUGAGGACUUGGGAAAUGGAUCUACUAAGGAUCGUGAGGUGUAUCAAAAGGAUAAUUUGGACUCUGUGGAUUACGACUAA
Molecule: messenger RNA, 1257 nt
Organism: Theileria equi strain WA
Lineage: Eukaryota; Apicomplexa; Aconoidasida; Piroplasmida; Theileriidae
Exons: 3
Coding region: 73-1257 (394 amino acids)
Cellular component (GO): ribonucleoprotein complex; cytoplasm; nucleus
Molecular function (GO): mRNA binding
Source: RefSeq, a predicted model, not a curated record